GAGCUUCCUUUCCAGGAGUUGUAGUUUUUCUCGCCAGAUCUAACGUUAGCUUCCAGUUGUGAGCCUCGUCAGGCCAAAGGAGUUGGCGAACUGGUUUUUUUUUUCGGAGCUGUGGAAAACACCGCUGUUUCCUGUUGUCGUUCGAGCAGAGCCUCGCUUCCGACCAGAUCAUGGCAGAUUUCUCGCUGACAGAUGCUUUAGGAGAUGACACACCGAGCCAGGCUAAGAAAAUAGGCCACACUAACCCCACAGCCCCUGCCAGCAAUCACCCUGCAGCUCCGAACCCGGGAUGGCCCGGUUCUGCCCCAGGAGCUCCCACCCAGCCCUCAGCUCCAGCUGACUUCAGUGGUGGAUUGUCUGGCCCAGGAGCCCCAGGGCCAUUCCAGUACCCCUCUGGGCCUGGAGCGCCGGGGCAGUACCCGGGACCCCCCUCAGCACCCGGCGGCUUCCCUGCUGGUCCCGGAGUACCUGGACAGUAUCCCGCACCGGGAGCUCCGGGUCAGUUUCCCUCCAGCCCCGGGGCGCCCGGACAGUUCCCCGGGCAUUAUCCAUCUGAAGGAACUCCUGGACAGCUGCCCGGAGGCCCCGCUCCUUACCCAUCGGGGCCGUUUCCUUCUGGCCCUGGCGCUCCGGCUGGCCCUUACCCGAACGUGCCUUUCCCUGGUGGGCAGCCAGCAGGAGGCAACGGGAUGUAUGGACCCGGAGGUGAAGGUGGAUUUCCCCCUCCGGCCGGUCCAGGAUCUUUCCCAGCGUUCCCCGGAGGUGGAUUCCCCCCGAUACCACCCGGGUCAUGGGGAUCACCCGGAGGAGGUUUCCCGACCCCGCCUGCACAGUUUGGCCCUGGGCCCAUGGGUCCUUACGGUGGUCCUGCUGGUCCAGGAGGCACAUUGAUUGUGCCCUACGAUCUCCCCCUCCACGCUGGGAUUAUGCCGCGCCUUUUAGUCACGGUGAUCGGAGAGCCUGUUCCCGGGGCAGACAGGUUCCAGGUUGACUUUCUUAAGGGUCCGGAUGUCGUCUUUCACUUCAACCCUCGCUUCAACGAGCAGACCAUUGUCCGAAACUCCAACCUAGGAGGUUACUGGGGCCCGGAGGAGCGAGAGGGGCCCUUCCCCUUUGUCCAGGGCCGCCGUUUUGAGUUGAAGAUCCUCGUGGAGGAGGACAUGUUCAAGGUGGCCGUGGACGGCAACCACCUGCUGGAAUACGAGCACAGAGUGGGCGGCCUGGAAGAGGUGACCGUGCUCCGGGUCACCGGCGACGUCGUCCUGUACAGCGCGGCGCCCAGCAUGAUCUGAACCCCCAGCCGCUCGCUCGCUCGCUCUCGAAACGAUUAGCCCCCAGCGUUUCUGACGACCGCCUGCCUCCACGCCCCCGAAUCCCCCCACCCAGCCCUCUCAGACACAUGGAGGCAGCUGACGAAGUUGCAAGUGCGGCCAGCAAAGUGCAAUUGUCCCUCAAGUGGCACAUUUUAUCGCAACGACCUGAUAUAGAUUGAAUUAAGUUCGCACUUGAUAAUCCUGUUUUUUUUUUCUACUGAAUAUCUCAUUACAAAAUUAUGUUUUCACUUUCCUUUUAGAAAAUUGUAUCAACUGCUUUGCAUUUUUUGUUUUCCUUUUUUCAUUUUUUUUAAACCUAAUUCUAAUUAAGGAAAAGAUUGAGUGACAUAAAUGUGUAACCAAUUAAGUAAGGAAUAAUUUAUUAUAUACAAAAAGGAAGAUUGUAAGCUAAGCAGGAAGGAAGACGUGUUUCAGGCGUUUCAUUUUAUUUCGGCAGUGUUUUGUUUACAUGUUCAUUAUUUCGUCACAACAUAAACGCGACAAGCCUUUGUAGUGCAUGAAAGUGUGAUGCUGAAAAUGUCACUUUUAUUUCAGUGCUGAACCACGACCCUCUGGAGUCACAUAUAGUAGGCUAAUCAUGAAGUUUCUUCAAAUGUAAGUAUUUAUAUGCAGUGUUUGUUCCUCUUCUCUUCAGCUGUUUCUCUCCCGACCUUUCAUGUUACCCCAUGUUUGAACAAAACAGCGAAAAGGUGGCAACUAGUUAUUAAAUUAAAAUGUGUGUGGGAGAGAUUCUGACUUAGUGCCAAAGAGAAGUGGUACAUAUUUUGAAUUUCUAAAUAAAAGGACUAUGUAAAACUUUCAA
This is a messenger RNA of Poeciliopsis prolifica (blackstripe livebearer), 2136 nucleotides long. RefSeq names its product lectin, galactoside binding soluble 3a (gene lgals3a). The coding region runs from base 171 to 1292 and encodes 373 amino acids. NCBI's taxonomy places the organism in Eukaryota, Metazoa, Chordata, Actinopteri, Cyprinodontiformes, Poeciliidae. The transcript has 6 exons. The record is from RefSeq and is a predicted model, not a curated record. Gene Ontology annotation, cellular component: nucleus; immunological synapse. Gene Ontology annotation, molecular function: laminin binding; carbohydrate binding; IgE binding. Gene Ontology annotation, biological process: monocyte chemotaxis; positive chemotaxis; positive regulation of calcium ion import.